This is a messenger RNA of Moneuplotes crassus, 2137 nucleotides long. The record is from the annotation of a GenBank genome assembly. Lineage: Eukaryota; Ciliophora; Spirotrichea; Euplotida; Euplotidae.
UCUCAAAGUCUUGUGAAAUCUGACUAAAACCUCUAUAGAAAUGAGUCAAGACUCGUCUAGUAAGAAAGAAGAGGAGAAUGGGUUUAUUAAUGAAAACAACAAAGUUAUCAAGAUUCUGAAUGAAAGCCAAGACCCAUGGAGCUUUGAUAAGAAAGCAGCUGGUCGUAAAAGAUCCUCCCUGAGAUUUCCCGAAUCUGGAGAUUCUUUAGAGGAUUCUAAAUUUGAUAAGAAAGCCAAUUUGGAAGAUCACCAGGAUGUUAUCCACAGGAAGAAAGUAUCAAAGACAAAGGAUAACCUAGGACCUCAGAUCCUGGAGAGAUUCAAAGAGGGAUCUGGAAAUAAGAUACAGCAAGCCUUCAGAGGCAUGGUUGUAAAAUAAAAUUGUUGAAAAGGAAGAAUAUAGCAUCCAUUUUAACUUAAUGCGAGCUAUAAAAAUGAUGUUCUACCAUCUUCUUUUCUUCGCAACAGGCAUUUUUUGAGCCUUCUUUCUGAUAUUAAUUGAAGGGUAUCAGUUUACCAGAAAUUUAGGAUUUAUUGGAACUCAUUGGUGGAUAGUGGUUCCUCAGUACAGCUUGCAAUUGUUCUUUAUUGGCUUCCUUGCAAUUGUGGUCUUCCUUCCUACAAAAAGUUUGACUCACUACGAAACCGGAAUUCUGGUUUACUCUGUAAUUGCAAGAUGUUUUAUUAUAGCUGUGAGAUACGGUUUUAUGUCAAUAACACGGUUUAAAUUAUAUAAAUCCAAGGCAACUUUUUCUUGGAUUUUACAUGAUUUGCUGCUAUUAGGCUGGCUAAAGAUGACUCCAGAGUCUCUCAAAGAGCAGAUCACUGCAACAAAGAAUCGGGUAAAAAUACUCGAAGAGGAUUGGAACUUUAUAUUUAUUGAAACUCUUCCUAUUGACCUUCAUAACAGAUUAUUAGACCUUGAUAAUCAUAACCAAGAAAAUUAUGACGAAGAGCAAAUUAAGAGGAAGAUUAAAUAUUCUCGAAAAGUCCUUCAUAUGAGAAAGACAAAGGAAGCUUCCUUCGUUGGUGAAGAUCUAGACAUUAUUCAUAAAACUUCCAAGUCAGAUAAACCCGAUGAUAAAAAUUCUGACUCUGAGAACGCAUAUGGGUUCUUAUCAAAAGUCGACGAAGAAAAUAUGCCAACAGAAGAGACAACGUACAAAGCAGAAUCAAUCUUGAGGGAGAUGCUAACACUGGACUCUGCUUAUCAUGGUGUGCCAAGGUAUGCAUUUUGGAUCGUAGGAUUCAGAAUUCUUCUCCAAGUAUGCUGUCAAUUCUUUGAAAAUAAUAUGUCCUUCGUAUUCCAUUGGUACGAAUAUCUUGCAACUAUUUGGUACUCCUUGACUUUAUUCUAUAUCUACAAUGCUAACCUCUUCUUUGUGAUUUCUGGAUUAGCAGAUUUUAAAAGAAAGUUAUUUCUUAUGAAGAUUCUUGGAAGCUUGAUUUCAAUAGAUAAAAACAGAGACUUCGUUUUCUCUUCUUAUUUCCCAACUAUAAAUAUUUGUUGUCAUAAAAACUUAAAGUCAUGGUUAAUACUCAGAGAGGCGUGCUUGGAUAUUGGCAAGAAGUACACAUACAGGAUUUUCUUAUACUGUUCAGUGUUCUUAGGAUUUAAUUUGAUCUUCCUUGGGUUCCUACUCAUGAAAACUUUUAGAGUAGUCUCUUGGACCCUGCCUAUCUCUGUAUCUGUAACUGGAACAUUUGACGUCUUUAUAAUCCUCGGAGUGUUAUUCCAAAUGCUCAGAAUUGGGUCCAAAGUAAACGACUGAUUUGAUCAUCACAAAGGUGAGCUCAUAAAGAUCAAGAAGCUUCUUCAUGAAGCAAAGGGUGAUCUAAAAUCAUACCUCCUCAAAGAUUUCUCACACUGCCAUUUUCGGCACUUAUUUUCCAAAAUGUUGUUAACAAUGCAGAAUUCCCACAGAAAUCGCGACUUCAUCUCUGAAGCUAUCGCUCAGGUAGACAUUACCAUCCAAGACCUUGACUAUGCGAAGGAGACUCAGCCUCUGAAGCUGAUGGGGUUUACAGCUUCGGGUCAGCUGAUCACAUCUAUUUAUACAGGAGUGGCCUCGAUCGGAUUUGCAUUAGUCCAAUUUUAUCUAUCUGGGGCAUAAUUUUGAGAUUUUAGAGAUUUCAA